AUGGCCACCCCUGUCCGGAAAUCAUCAUCCUACAGGGAGACUUAUUCGAGCUCGUGCUUUCUUCAUCCUCUAGAUCCCCUAACUACCGAGGAAGUCGAAUUAGCAGCCAAAUUGAUCAGAGAGCAUGCAGGUCCAAAGAAGUUCAAGUUCAACUGCAUCACACUCAAAGAGCCUCUGAAAAGCGAAUAUCUUGAGUUUUGCGCAAACAAUAAUAGGGUGCCUCCCAGAAAGGCAUACGCUAUUCUUGUUAUGAAGGACACAUCAUCAGUCAUUCAGUGUGUAGUAAGCCUCACUCACAAUAUGGGCGAGGUUGUGAGCUGGGAGCAUAUACCGGACGUCGUGCCCAUGUUGACUCCUGAGGACUGUUCUUUCAUCGAAGACAUUGCUCGCUCCGAUGAAACGUUCACCAAGGCGUGCAAUGACCUUGGUAUCACCGACAUGAGUACCGUUUGCAUCGAUGCAUGGUCGAUUGGACACGACCCUCGUUGGGGUCGUGAUCGCCACCUGCAGCAAGGCCUUGUCUACUGGAGGCCGCCGCCUGCUGGUAACCAAUACGCGCAUCCUCUCGAUUUCUAUAUCGUUGUAGAUACUCAAACUCGAGAAAUCCUCUCCAUCGACACGUUUGAUUGUGAAGGUGGUGAGAGGGGAAAGGUCCCGCCAAUCUGUCACAACUAUCGGAAAGAACUUUUACCCAACAUGAGCAGAGUCAACCGACUAAAACCGAUUGAGAUUUCCCAGCCAGAAGGUGUCUCAUUUCAACUGACAGGGAAUCGAAUUUUGUGGGCAGGGAUCUCCAUGCAUAUCGGGUUCAAUUACCGAGAGGGCAUAGUCUUGUCCGAUAUCCGCAUACAAGACCAGACGGAGCACAAGGAACGCACAGUCUUCUAUCGCAUCAGCUUGGCAGAAAUGGUGGUACCGUAUGCACAUCCUGGAUUCCCCUUGAAUCGCAGACAUGCCUUUGAUGUUGGUGAAUAUGGGCUAGGCUUUUCAACAAACUCGUUAAAGCUAGGAUGUGACUGCAAAGGAUCUAUCAGAUACCUGGAUGGAGUUUUACCGACAUCUGAAGGGAGCACGUCCACCAUCAAGAAUGCAAUCUGCAUCCAUGAAGAAGACAACGGUAUCUUGUUCAAACAUUCGGAGCCUAGAGACCAAAGCACGGUUUUGUGUCGCGAUCGCAAGCUCGUCAUUUCCCAAAUUGUCACAGUAGGCAACUACGAAUAUGCUUUGUACCAUAACUUCACCUUGGAUGGUACCUACGAAUUCAAGGUGAAACUUACGGGGAUCCUCAAUACUUCCAACUCGAAAGAGACAAUGCCAAGAUACGGAACCAAAGUCUCAGAUUCCGUGGUUGCACACAACCAUCAGCACAUCUUCUCUCUCAGAGUGGACCCAGCCAUCGAUGGGCCCAACAACUCCGUGUCUCAGUGCGAUGCUGUAGCUGGCACCGUGUCUCCAACGACUCAAGCUGACCCACUUGGAAACGCAUUUCAUAGUCAAACUACCAUUCUCAAAGAAGCCCAGGGAGUGGACUACUGCCAUGCGUCAAGUCGGACAUGGGAUAUUAUCAACCCUAACAACAUUAAUCCAACCUCGGGCAUGCCAGUGUCCUACAAAAUCGUGAACAACCAAUGUCCUGCACUGUUGGCGAGGCCAGGAAGCAUUAUUGCAGAACGUGCAGCAUUUGCCCGUCACAGCCUUUGGGUCGUCCCUUACCGAGAUGGCGAACUUUUUCCUGCUGGUAGAUUCGUGCCCCAGUCAGGCGGAAAAGGAAUGAACCCUCAUAAUAAUGGCGUUACUGACUGGGUUGAUGACAAGGGCUGCAUAGAAGGAACAGAUAUCGUCUGCUAUAUCCAAUUCGGUGUCACGCAUUUUCCUCGCCCUGAAGAUUUCCCCAUCAUGCCGGCAGAGGAUGUCAGCGUCGUGCUACGAGCGAACCACUUCUUCUCAAGCAACCCAGCUUUGUGGGUUCCCCAGUCAUCGAAUUAA
Molecule: messenger RNA, 1986 nt
Organism: Fusarium fujikuroi IMI 58289
Lineage: Eukaryota; Fungi; Ascomycota; Sordariomycetes; Hypocreales; Nectriaceae
Product: probable peroxisomal amine oxidase (copper-containing)
Exons: 2
Coding region: 1-1986 (661 amino acids)
Biological process (GO): amine metabolic process
Molecular function (GO): copper ion binding; primary methylamine oxidase activity; quinone binding
Source: RefSeq, a predicted model, not a curated record